CAGCAUGGGGGAGGGGCAGGCAGAGACACAGGGAACAGCUCUCCCACUCUGGUCCGUGUCAAACACAGGGCGAAGUCAGGCAGGAUGUGGACGUCAGCUCUUCAGUUGGUUUUCAUUGGUUUUUACCUUCAGGUACCCACAUGCUACCCAUCAUGCACUUUUCACGGCCUUGUGGCGGAUUGCCCCUCGAGAAACCACUACUGGGUUCCGGCUCUGCCUCCCAACAUCACCCACCUCUACCUGCAGAUGAACUUCAUCAGUGAGAUCAACAGCAGCUCGCUCAGAAACUAUGACCAUCUUCAACAAUUAGAUCUUGGGAUGCAGAAAGUGCCGCUCGUCUUAAGGAACAACGCUUUCCUUAGGCAGAGAAAAUUGACAAAACUGGUCCUAGGCUCCAAUAUUGGCCUUCAGAUGGAGCCAAGGGCAUUUGCAGGACUGUUUAAUUUACAACACCUCUUUUUGGACUAUUGCAAUUUGUCUGACUCCAUACUAGCAGAACGCUACCUGGAGCCCCUUUUGUCCUUAGAAACUCUUGAUCUCUCCCUUAAUGAAAUAGUGAGACUCAGACCAGGACUGUUCUUUUCAAAACUUACAAAGUUCACACAGCUUAACCUCAAAUUGAAUCCGAUUGAAACAUUAUGUGAAGAUGAUCUAGUUGGUUUCCGGGGGAAAUACUUCAAACUCCUGAAUUUGAACUCCAAUAAAUUUGAUAGGGGUUAUAGUGAAGAUUUUGACUGGAAGAAAUGCGGGAACCCUUUCACAGGGAUGGCCUUUGAAGUCCUUGACUUAUCCAGUAGUGGGUUCAACACGAAAACAUCAACAUACUUUUUCAAAGCAAUAGAGGGUACUCCAAUUACUCAUCUUAUAUUCUCUGGGCACCUUGGCAGAGACUUCUCGUUUUCCAACAUUCCUGAUCCAGAUGAAAGCACAUUUGAAGGCCUCAUGAACAGCUCAGUCAACAUUCUAGAUCUGUCUAAAAGCCGUAUAUUUGCUUUGCAGAAGGCAGUUUUGAGUCCCCUAAGGAAUGCAAUCAUUAUUGACAUUUCCCUGAACAGAAUCAAUCAGAUUGACCAAAAUGCCUUCAAUGGUCUUCAAGGACAUUUAAGGAUGCUCAACCUGUCAUACAACCUCCUAGGAGAAGUAUAUUCUUACACAUUUACCAAUCUCAAUGACCUCCGGGUGUUGGAUUUGUCUUACAACCACAUUGGUGCAUUGGCACCCAAAGCCUUCAGUGGUCUUCCAAAGUUACGAGCGUUAUAUCUGACAGGAAAUUCCCUCAGAGGCCUUGGCUCUCCUGCCGCAUUACCAAACUUAGAUUAUCUUCUUUUGGGUGACAAUAAGCUUAAAUCUCUGUAUGGAAUCAGCAAAUUUGGCAACAACAGUAUCCAUUUGGAUAUCGCAAACAACAGAUUAACAAAUUUAGAGGAUGUUUAUAUCAUUUUAACUUCUUUCAAUCGUCUCCAAAAUUUCUUCUAUGGUGGCAACAUCAUCAAGUGGUGCACAAUGAGUCUGAAAGUACCUCAUAUUAGUUUGGAAGUGCUGGAUCUUCAUGACAGUUCCUUGAAUGUCAUUUGGGCGCGGGGGGAGUGCCUCGACCUGUUUGAUCAUUUAGACAAUCUGCUCGGUCUAAAUAUAAGCUAUAACUCCAUUGCGACUUUCCCAAAAGGGAUUUUUAGCGGUUUAAACUCAAUCUAUGAGAUGGACGUAUCAUCUAAUGCCUUAACGUAUCUGCAGCAGGAUCUCUUUCCGACCACCCUGAAAAGACUGGACCUUUCGGACAACUUUUUAGCCUCCCCGGACCCUGUGACUUUUCUGUCUCUCAGCUUCCUCAGUCUGGCUGAAAAUCGGUUCUACUGCGAUUGCAAUCUAGAGAGCUUCCUGAAGUGGCUGAACGUGACGAAUGUAACCUUCGCAAGCCCGACUGAGGAGUACAGAUGUGAGUUCCCAGCCGCUCUCCAAAAUCUCCCUCUGGGGAAUUUCUCCAGGGUCAUCGAACCGUGUGAGGAAGACGAUGCAAAGGCCAUCCAAGAUCUUCAGUUGGCACUGUUCAUCGUCAACGCUGUCCUCGUCAUCACUGUCAUCCUCAGCGGGUUUAUUUACGCCCGUCUCCGAGGGCACAUAUUCAUCAUCUACAAAACCAUCGUCGGUAGGGUUCUCGAGGGCCCAAAACCGAACCUUCCUGUGGACGAAGUGCAGUACGAUGCCUUCCUCAGCUUUAGUGAAAAUGACUAUGGGUGGGUGGAAGCAGCUUUGCUGAAAAAGCUGGAUAACCAGUUUUCCGAGGAGAACCUCUUCCGCUGUUGUUUCGAGGCCAGAGACUUCCUGCCUGGUGAGGAUCACCUGACCAACAUCAGGGACGCAAUCUGGAGCAGCAGGAAGACUGUGUGCGUGGUCUCCAAAGAGUUCCUUAAAGAUGGUUGGUGCUUGGAGGCGUUUACUUUGGCUCAGGGCCGGAUGCUGGAGGAGCUGACAAACGUCCUGGUUAUGGUGGUGGUAGGCAAGAUGGCUCACUACCAGCUGAUGAAGUACCACGCAGUCAGAGCUUUCGUCCAGAGGAGGGAGUACCUGACCUGGCCGGAGGACCCUCAGGACCUGGAGUGGUUUUAUGAGCGGCUCGUCUCAAAGAUUCUCAAAGACACAAAGGUGAAGAAGUUUGCAGAGGACCAACCUGAGCCUGCACAGCCUGACGCCCAACCGCAGGAGGAGGAGGGUAUCCAGCUGGAGAACAUCGGACCAAUCCCAUGUCAACUCUGAUUGUUAAAAAGAUCGUACUUUAACCAAGAAAACCUGAUGGUACCAACAUCCCCCCUGCUGAAGUGUCCCCUGAGAGCAAGAACGCAGGCUUCUUUGCACUUUAAAUGGUCUUUUCUGAUUUUCAAGAAAUAAAAGGAAAUGGGUAUACCAACUUUAGACAAAUGAAAGGCCUCCUUAAACCCUUUGUAUUUCAGUUUCACAGAACCAAAUCCAGAACCCUGUGUUGUCUUUUCAUUUUCAUGUAUUUAGCAAAUAUGUGACAUGGCAUGACAUCUAUUUAAAAAUAAUUUUUCUAUUUGUAAUUGCCAUCACAGUAGACCCAAUGACUACAGUAACAUAAAUAAUGUUAAUUGUUAAUGUGUUAUUAUGAUAUUCGUAUGUAUCAUUUGCAACGUUAAAACUGUGAGAUAAGCCUGUUUUGGCAGAGCUUAUAACUUUGUCUUUUAACCAUUUGUUAGAUAGCUUUUCUUUUCACUUCACAUGAAACAAAUCCCCAGCACAACUUUGAAAUGCUGAAGAGAGAAAGUGUGUUUUGAUCUCUGCAGGUGGUGAGGACUGCAGCUGAAGGCAGACCUGAACAUAGGUGUAUUCAGGGAAGUGUGUACAGAAUGAUAACUCCUGUCAUUUGUUAUUUCUAUUAAUACUGUAAAAACACGUUUAAUCUAAUUUUAUUUCAAUUUUUAUUUGUAUUUCUUAUUUUCCUUUUUUCCUAUGUAUAUUCCGUGUGUGAAAUAUAUGUUUCUUCUUAUUCUGUCGCUGCCUUUACACGUGAAUUUCCCCCGGCGGAUUAUUGAAGGUCCAUGUUGUCUUAUCUUGUUAACAUUAUAUCACUUUGUAUGUAAAGUCAUUUUUUUUAAUAAACUGAAGAAGCUUCAUUUUCCAGCCGGUUCCUCCUUGUGGAUUGGUAUCACUAGAUUUCUGAGUGUUUACAUCAAAUAAAAUAAUGUAUUUAUUAUGGUAUUUGUAGGAGCCAAAAUGCCCUUGAGCCUGAGUUUAUUAUUUGUAUUAUUAUUAUUAUUAUUUGUUUACAUCACUUUUAUUUCUAUUUGUUGAGCACUUCCGGCAAUUGUCACAUGGGUGUGGUUGUGUGUUUAGGUCACCUGUUGCUGGGGGUGGGACGACAGAGGGUGGGCUUGCACUGAUACUUCUUCUGUGACCUACCUAAUUUAUCGUGGUUUCAUUUUGUUUAUUAAACAUCAACAUUUCAACUUCA
Molecule: messenger RNA, 3967 nt
Organism: Trematomus bernacchii (emerald rockcod)
Lineage: Eukaryota; Metazoa; Chordata; Actinopteri; Perciformes; Nototheniidae
Product: toll-like receptor 5
Exons: 5
Coding region: 85-2754 (889 amino acids)
Biological process (GO): immune response; inflammatory response; toll-like receptor signaling pathway
Cellular component (GO): membrane
Molecular function (GO): transmembrane signaling receptor activity; protein binding
Source: RefSeq, a predicted model, not a curated record